AUGACGCUGACGGGCAGCCCGGACGUCCAUCCGCACGCAAUGCCCUCCUGGGGGGGCGCAGACUCGAUCGCCGAGGGCCUCAAUGCGCUUGAGACGUACAGGAAGAAGGAUCCUUCCAAAGUUGUCGUGCGCUUCAAGGCGGUCGGCAAUGCACCAAUCAUGAAGCAGAAUUUCUUCAAAGUGACAGUUUCGAAUCGUUUCCAAGCAGUCAUUCAAUUUCUGCGCAAGGAGCUGGGGUGGAAGGCCGGGGAACCGUUGUUCACGUAUAUCAACUUAGCAUUCUCUCCCGCCCCUGACGAUUCUGUCGCCAACCUAUACCGGUCGUUUGCUACCGACGGCCACCUCAUUGUAAACUAUAGGUUCGUCUUGAAUGUCACCCUUUUGCAUCGUGCUGGAAUGCUGAUCUCUGGCAAUGGCAGUACGACAGCUGCCUGGGGUUAA
Heterobasidion irregulare TC 32-1 is the source of this 441-nucleotide messenger RNA. RefSeq lists its product as uncharacterized. Lineage: Eukaryota; Fungi; Basidiomycota; Agaricomycetes; Russulales; Bondarzewiaceae. Gene Ontology annotation, biological process: autophagosome assembly; nucleophagy; autophagy of mitochondrion. Gene Ontology annotation, cellular component: Atg12-Atg5-Atg16 complex; phagophore assembly site membrane; cytoplasm. The coding region runs from base 1 to 441 and encodes 146 amino acids. The record is from RefSeq and is a predicted model, not a curated record. The transcript is spliced from 4 exons.